Messenger RNA from Saccoglossus kowalevskii, 1126 nucleotides. RefSeq lists its product as uncharacterized. The record is from RefSeq and is a predicted model, not a curated record. NCBI's taxonomy places the organism in Eukaryota, Metazoa, Hemichordata, Enteropneusta, Harrimaniidae.
AUGGCGGCGGCGAAUUUCAAAGUUUUACGUGGGCUCCUUCCCAUCGCGUUUUUAGCUGUCUUCGUUGCAGGUGAUGCCCCAAAACUUCUCAACAAGAGUGAGCUUGAUGAGCUAGUCAACCAAGGGAAACGUGUCGUCGCAAAUUUUGUUCAGGAUAACUGUCCCAAAUGUGCAACGUUUGGGCCUGAAUUCCUCAAAGCAGCAUCCAAACUAGUUGAUGAUAAAGAUGUUGAGUUUGUGCUUGUGAAAGACAAGGAUGUUCAUAUACGACAUGGUGUUUCAACAACUCCAUCCAUUCUCUAUUUUAGAGAAAAGACACCUAUUCUUUUUACAGAUGAGAUGAAAGCAGACCAUAUUGUGAACUUUGUACAAAACAGCCAAUCUGCUUUCACUAAAAGUCUGACUGAUGAUUCAUUUGAACAUCUUACCCAGGCUGCUACUGGUGCUACUACAGGAGACUGGCUUGUCCUUUUUCUUGAUCACAAUCAGGAAGAAAGUUUGAUGUUAAUUCCAACAUUAGAAGCAGCUGCGGAAGUUUUAAAGAACAAAGUGAAUGUUGCAACCGUUGAUGUAAUCCAAGAACCAUUUUUAGCUGAAAGAUUUGAAGUCGAUGAAACACCAUCGGGAGCCCUCACAGUUACCUUUGGGAGAGGCCUUCCGGCAUACAGUAAACCGCUUUUCCAUUGCUUCCGACUGGGUCGUAUGUACGGUUUUCACCUUCCUCAGUUUGACGUCUCCUCUGUGGUGUCUUUUGCUACCGGCUGGUAUAAAAAUUCUCGUGCUAUUCCUGUUGCCGUUCCCAAGUCACCAUUCUACAGAAAAGAGAGUGAUGAGUGGGCUGGAUUUGAACAGGAUCUUACUCUAGACUCCAUCUUGGCGUUCAUAGCAGAAGAAGAAGCAGCCAAGGGUGGCACCACUGUAAACACUAAGGAAAAACUGUAAGACUUUUGCCAUACAUGUUGUACUAUGGUAUUCCUGCAUGGGUUGUAUUUACAGUUUAUUCAUCAUGAAUCAAGAUGGCUGAUAUCUACAAACAUUGCAUGCAAUUAAUAGCUAUCAUUAAUACCACUCAAAACAGUCAAAAAGUAAAAUUGACUAACCUUUUUACCACAAGACAUUCUCACCC